Messenger RNA from Saprolegnia diclina VS20, 1189 nucleotides. RefSeq lists its product as hypothetical. The record is from RefSeq and is a predicted model, not a curated record. The coding region runs from base 7 to 1122 and encodes 371 amino acids. NCBI's taxonomy places the organism in Eukaryota, Oomycota, Saprolegniomycetes, Saprolegniales, Saprolegniaceae. The transcript is spliced from 4 exons.
GAACAAAUGCUGCUGCCAAUUUGCAAUCACAUGCGUCGGCCCGUGGACCCCGCCGAGCGCAAGCGCCGGAAGCGCAUCUACAACCGCCAGAAGCAGCAGAUCUACCGCCAGAACACGCUCGACGAGAUCCGCGCGCUGCAGGCGCUCGUGCCCGAGCUCGAGACGCAGCUCCACGCACUGCUUCAGCAGCGCCCACCCUCGACCUGCUUACCGUGGCGCGACGUGGCCUUAGCACUGCACGACGGCACGGAAACUAGCCACGCCGACAAUGCAGAGCUUAUAGUCAAGAAGUCGACCAACCGUGCGCUUCUGAGCGCAAUGGUCACGUGGGUCGCGACGCAGCGCGGCCUUGCGGCGAUACCACAAUGUUCGACGCCGUCGUGGCGCCAUGUGACGCUUCUCGCAGCGCUAGACGCACGGAAACUGGGCGUCGACUGGAUCACGCAGCACGUCUUACACAACACAGACCGGAUCCUCGCCCAGUACAGGCUGCCCGACAGCGCCGACGUCCCUGGCGCACUCCACCUCGAAGGCAUACAAAACGAGUGCAUGCAGUACACGAUCGUGGACCAGAAGACGUACACGGCGUCGCUCACGGCGCACGCGGCGUUUGUCCGCGCCAAGCUCUCGGGCUGGCUGCACGGCAACCUUGUGGGCCAUCGCGAUGCCCUCGACCUCCUCGACGCCACACUCGUCCACGAUGUUGACCCGCGGCUGCUCUACAUCCACAGCCAGAGCGUUGCGCAGGGCUCGAGCUACUAUAUGCUCUUCCGCGAGUGCCAUGUAUCGGAGUCGCGCGUCGUCUUUGUCGGGCAAAACAUCCACGACGACGAAGCGCUGCCGAUGCAAGCGCUCACUUGCAAUCGCACGUUUUGGGUGGUGCUGGACCGACGCGACGACGGCCGCGUCACACAGCGCAUGGUGCUGCAGCGGUCACAACACUUUACAAAAAAUGGGUUUGUGUCGCUCGACGAAGAGGCGCAACUGUGGGGCUGCGACCUUCGCAGCUGUACGACCGACGACCAGAAAGCAGCGCGCUUCCAGAGGGAUCUCACAGCGCUCCAGACGAAAAUGCACCGAUCGGCGUGGGGCCACCCCGUGCAGUUGAUAGCGUCGCCCUAAUGCAAUCUCGAUGUGUUGUUGACUAUGAGAACGUGGCUUCCGGGGCUCCUGAAUACCUUCUUCUGUC